Malania oleifera is the source of this 381-nucleotide messenger RNA. RefSeq lists its product as uncharacterized. Bases 1 to 381 code for a protein of 126 amino acids. The record is from RefSeq and is a predicted model, not a curated record. NCBI's taxonomy places the organism in Eukaryota, Viridiplantae, Streptophyta, Magnoliopsida, Santalales, Ximeniaceae. Gene Ontology annotation, molecular function: enzyme inhibitor activity. The transcript has a single exon.
AUGGGCGCCGACCCUCCCUCUCUGGCCCAAAUCGCCCUCAACAUUACAAAAUUAAAUGCCGUCGGAAACCAGAACACCGUCCAAGGUCUGCUCAACUCGAACACCAACCCGGCCGCGAAGCCCACCCUGAGCGGCUGCAUCCAGAACUACCAGGACGCUGGCCAGCUGCUCGACGACUCUCUGAGAGCUCUCGCUUCUCAAGACUACAAGGAUGUGAUGACGUGGGUGGCGUACGCCGAGGCCGACGGUAAUAAGUGCGAGAUAGCGUUAAUUGAUCUGUAUGUCAGCUCUCCGAUCACCCCCAAGAGUGAUAAUUUUCGAAAGCUGUGCAUGAGUACAGCGGACAUUACCAGUUUCGUCGCUGACCCUUGGGGUUCUUAA